Hydatigera taeniaeformis is the source of this 957-nucleotide messenger RNA. The record is from the annotation of a GenBank genome assembly. NCBI's taxonomy places the organism in Eukaryota, Metazoa, Platyhelminthes, Cestoda, Cyclophyllidea, Taeniidae.
AUGGGGACAUCUACUCUCAUAGAGACUUGUGGUCUUAGCUCCUGCUUUUCUCACCUUAAAUGGGAGCAGAUGUUUGCGGGUCUGACGAGUGGUGUCGUAACCACAGCCGUUCUUCACCCGCUAGAGCUAGCAAAAAUUCGUCUUCAAGUGAAUGAGGGCUAUGGAGCGGUUAAGGCUCGACCUACGAGCUCUCAUUUCAUUGGAACUAUGCUUGAAGUCUACAGGGGGAGAGGCUUUGCCGGCCUCUACCAGGGUGCUACACCCAACAUGAUGGGUAACGCGGUUUCGUGGGGACUUUACUUCUUAUUUUACGGUGCUUUGAAGAACUAUGCCCAAGAUAGUGAUGAAUCUAAAACAUUGAAGCCCUGUGAAUACCUCGGUCUGGCUGGGAUUUCUGGCCGAAACGUGACUUUUGUAGGCUUAGUGGUGUUGUGGCUAACGAACCCCAUAUGGGUAGUGAAAACGCGUAUGUGCCUACAGUACGAGACGCUGGGCGCCUCUUACCGUCUGACUACGUGGAGCACCCUGAUGGAGGUGUGGAGGGUGGAGGGCAUCCGUGGCCUCUACCGCGGUAUUGUGCCCGGAAUGGUGGGCGUCUCUAGUGGAGCGGUGCAAUUUUUGUUUUACGAAGAGCUGCGCAACUUCUACAACUUGAGUUACCACCAACGCCCCAUUGACACCCAUCUAAAGACUUCUGAAUAUGUUCUGAUGGGGAUAGUUGCCAAGGCAAUGGCUAUUGCACUGACGUAUCCCCAUCAGGUCGCGCGAACACGUCUGCAGGAGCAACAUCGAAACUACGGCAGUCUGACAAACCUCCUCAAGACUAUUUGGAAGUACGAGGGUUUGCGUGGUUUUUACAAAGGUCUUCUGCCAAACAUUUUACGGACAGCUCCAUCGGGUGGUCUGAUGUUUGUGGUUUAUGAGAAAUGCUACAAGUGGUUGAUUGGGCUGAGGUGA